AUGGCGUCGCGGCUUCAGGGAUUCCCAAAUGCGCUGGAUUGGAAAUUCGCCAUCAUUGCGGGAGUAGGACUCUUCUCGGCCGGGGUCGUUGCAAGAGGCCUGUUCACGAGUCCGAAGAAGGCGAUCAUCCACCCAUCACCUCAGAGAACGCUGUUACCGACUCUAUCUGACGCAGAAAAGUCGGCGCUUCCGUACCCGCCUGACGUCUUGCCUGGAGCGAGAGAUGUCGACACGCCUUACGGGUCCAUUAGAGUCUACGAGUAUGGACCCGAGGAUGGCCGAAAGGUGAUCCUGGUGCACGGCAUCAGUACUCCGGCUAUUGCUCUGGGCUCGGUCGCGAACAAUCUCGCGGAGAAUGGAUGUCGCGUUUUACUGUUUGAUCUGUUCGGUCGAGGAUAUUCCGAUAAUCCCGGCGACCUGCUGCACGAUGAUCGACUGUUCACGACUCAGAUUCUGCUUGCCUUGGCGUCCUCUCCGCUGUCUUGGACUGGGGCAGGGUCUGGCAAAUUCUCGAUGAUUGGGUAUUCUUUCGGUGGUGGAGUUGUCACUUCGUUUACCUCCUACUUUCCAGAUCUUGUUGAUAGCUUGAUCUUGUUCGCACCUGCUGGCUUGAUCAGACCGCACCAUAUCAGCACGACAAAUCGCAUUAUUUAUCAAGAGGGUAUUAUCCCGGAACCAUUGCUGCAGCGGAUCAUCAAGAACAGGUUGAGAACACCACUUUCCGCACCUCCGGACGAGAAGGGAAAGAACGUCGAUGCGACCAAUGCUGUCAAAGCUGAGGUAAAUAUCGAAUACAACUCUCAGGCUGUCCUUUCUAAGAAAUACCCGAAUGUUACGGUUGUCAAGGCGGUGGCCCAUCAAGUCGAUAACCAUCCGGGAUUUGUCCCUGCGUUCAUUUCAAGCAUUCGUUAUGGACCCGUGAGAGAACAACACGAACGGUGGCGUAUUGUGGGCAGACAGCUAAGUCAGUUGAAUACAGAGAAAGGAACUUCCAAAAAGGUACUGAUGGUUCUGGGCGAGCACGAUCCAAUCAUUAUUAAGGACGAGUUGGAAGAAGAUGCCAAAGAGGCUUUCCUGGGCAACGUUGAGGUCGUCACCUUCGAUGCGGGCCACGAGGCCCCUGUCACCAAGGGAGACCAGAUCGCGACCGCUAUACUGGAUUUCUGGAAACGCAACGAUUGA
Messenger RNA from Exophiala bonariae, 1182 nucleotides. RefSeq lists its product as uncharacterized. NCBI's taxonomy places the organism in Eukaryota, Fungi, Ascomycota, Eurotiomycetes, Chaetothyriales, Herpotrichiellaceae. The record is from RefSeq and is a predicted model, not a curated record. The transcript has a single exon. The coding region runs from base 1 to 1182 and encodes 393 amino acids.